AUGGUUGACAACACUGGAGAAGAAGAAGUUGAGCUGUCAAUUCUUCUUCCGCAAUCUAACCUACUUCAAAAGCCAGCAUGCGGUCACCUCCGAGACACGCACUUAGUUCCAGGAAAGUUGCUUAAGGGUUCUGAUCAUAUUUCACUUGGGCAAUACCAAGGCAAAUUUGGAGAGGACAGAAUUUGGGAUGACCAUCGUAUUUCAAUGCAAGAAGCUAUCAAGGAUGACUUAACGGAUAUUGAGAAAGAAGACAUUGACCGUGCAAUUGCACUCUCCCUGUCACAGGAGGAUCCGAAAGGGAAAAAAGUUGUUGAGGAUGACUCUCAAUCUGAAGAUGAGCAACUUUGUAAAAUUGAUGACGAGGAAGAUGAAUAUCUUGCCAAAAUUCAACAAGAAGAAGAUGAACAACUUGCUAAACUUCAACAAGAAGAAGAUGAACAACUUGCUAAACUUCAACAAGAAGAAGAUGAACGUCUUGCUAAAAUUCAACAAGCUGAAGUUGAACGUCUUGCUAAAGCUCAACUUGAGGAAGAUGAGCAACUUGCUAGGGCAAUUCAAGAAAGUUUGACCAUUGGUUCUUCUCCUGGAUCUGACAAUGAUUCUUCAUUUCUAUCUUAUCCUCACCCCUUUCCUCCUGGAUACAGAAUCUGUGCUGGGUGCAAGACUGAGAUUGGUCAAGGAAGAUUUUUAAGUUGCAUGGGAGGUGUCUGGCAUCCAGAAUGCUUCUGCUGCCAUGCAUGCCGUCUGCCAAUUACUGAUUAUGAGUUUUCCAUGUCUAGCAAUCGCCCCUUCCAUAAAUCAUGCUAUAGGGAGAAACAUCACCCCAGAUGUGAUGUUUGCAAGAACUUUAUCCCAACUAAUUCAUCUGGCCUCAUUGAGUAUAGAGCUCAUCCUUUCUGGCUACAAAAGUACUGCCCGUCUCAUGAGCUUGAUGGCACUCCUCGAUGCUGUAGCUGUGAAAGAAUGGAGGAGCUUACUGAUGGAUCCGUUCCUUUCCUUCUUUUGUCUUUUCGAUCAGUGCAGCCAAGGGAUGCAAAAUAUCUUUUGCUUGAUGAUGGUCGAAAGCUAUGUUUAGAGUGUCUAGACUCAUCUAUUAUGGAUACUCAUGAAUGCCAACCUCUCUACCUUGAAAUACAAGAAUUUUAUGAAGGUUUAAAUAUGAAAUUGGAGCAGCAAAUUCCUAUGCUCUUGGUUGAGAGACAAGCUCUGAAUGAGGCUAUGGAGGGAGAAAAGAAUGCAAGUGGUCAUCAUCACUUACCUGAAACUAGAGGACUCUGCUUGUCAGAAGAGCAAACUGUCACCACUAUUUCAAGGAGGCCAAGGAUCGGUGCUGGCUACCGAGUCAUAGACAUGAUAACUGAACCUUAUAAGCUGAUCCGUCGUUGUGAAGUGACAGCCAUUCUAGUUUUGUAUGGCCUUCCCAGGUUGUUAACAGGAUCGAUCCUAGCUCACGAGAUGAUGCAUGCAUGGCUUAGGCUUAAAGGUUAUCCUAACCUCAGUCCAGAAGUUGAAGAAGGAAUCUGCCAAGUGAUGGCUCAUAUGUGGUUAGAUUCCGAGCUCUAUUCCGGAUCUGGGAAUGAUGGUGCAUCUUCAUCAUCAUUGUCUUCAUCUUCAUCGUCUCCUUCUUCCUCUACUGCAUCAUCGAAGAAGGGGAAACGGUCCAACUUUGAGAAGAAACUCGGUGAGUUUUUUAAACACCAGAUUGAGUCAGAUACCUCCUCGGCUUAUGGAGAUGGAUUCAGAUCGGGUAACCAGGCAAUGCUCAAGUAUGGGCUCAAAAGGACCCUUGACCAUAUCCAUAUGACAGGAAGUUUUCCAUAUUGA
Messenger RNA from Sphenostylis stenocarpa, 1824 nucleotides. Lineage: Eukaryota; Viridiplantae; Streptophyta; Magnoliopsida; Fabales; Fabaceae. The record is from the annotation of a GenBank genome assembly.